This is a messenger RNA of Periconia digitata, 1305 nucleotides long. Lineage: Eukaryota; Fungi; Ascomycota; Dothideomycetes; Pleosporales; Periconiaceae. The record is from the annotation of a GenBank genome assembly.
CUAACCCAACGUCCUAAAUUUCCUCGACAACACUCCAACACCACCACCUCCUGCUCCGCCGGCGCCUUCUCGCAACCACUCCACGCCAAUUCCAUCCUCCCAUCUCCUGUCCACCCCGUGCAGUCUUGCUCUGCCCAUCUUACACCCUCCACCCUCAGCGCUCCACCGGCAGACACCAUGUCUUCAAUGCUCAAGACGCGUAGAAAGAAGAAUGUCAAGAAGGGAAUCCAGUUCUGCCUGAUGGUCUGCGGUGCCUCGGGAACAGGCCGAACUACUUUUGUCAAUACUCUUUGCGGCAAGAAGGUGCUCCAGGGCAAAGACUCGGAUGACCCCAGCACAGCACAUCUCGAGGAAGGCGUCAAAAUCCAACCCGUGACUGUCGAGCUCGAUGAAGAGGGCGCCCGCAUCUCACUGACUAUCGUCGACACACCCGGAUUCGGUGAUCAGAUUGACAACGAGGCUAGCUUCGGCGAGAUCGUUGGCUACCUUGAGAGGCAAUAUGACUCCAUUCUCGCUGAGGAGUCGCGUAUCAAGCGUAACCCCAGCAUCCGGGACAAUCGUGUCCACGUCCUCCUAUACUUCAUCACACCAACGGGCCAUGGUCUCCGAGAGCUCGAUAUUGAGCUGAUGAAGCGUCUCUCACCCCGUGUCAAUGUCAUCCCCGUUAUUGGCAAAGCCGAUUCACUCACCCCCGCCGAACUCGCCGAGUCGAAGAAGCUCGUCAUGGAGGACAUUGAACAUUACCGCAUUCCCGUCUAUAAUUUCCCAUACGACAUUGAAGAGGACGACGAGGACACCGUCGAAGAGAACGCCGAGCUCCGUGGCCUCAUGCCUUUCGCCAUUGUUGGCUCCGAGGAUGUGGUGGAGGUGAACGGUCGACGAGUACGUGCUAGGCAAUACCCUUGGGGUCUGGUCGAGGUGGACAACCCUCGCCACUCCGACUUCUUGGCUGUGCGAAGCGCUCUGCUUCACAGCCAUCUUGCCGAUCUCAAGGAAAUUACACAUGACUUCCUGUAUGAAAACUACCGUACCGAGAAGCUUAGUAAGAGCGUGGAAGGCGGUGCUACUGCGGACUCGUCUAUGAACCCUGAAGAUCUGGCCAGCCAAUCGGUCCGUCUCAAGGAGGAGCAGCUACGCCGCGAAGAGGAGAAACUGCGCGAGAUUGAAAUCAAGGUCCAGCGCGAGAUAAACGAGAAGCGACAGGAGCUGUUGGCCCGAGAGAGCCAGUUGAAGGAGAUUGAGGCUCGCAUGAACCGAGAGCAGAGCGGACUGCAGGAUGACCGCUCCGCUCUAGAGGAAGCUUAA